AAACGAUAGAUACGCCUACCCACUUCGAUGACAGUCUUGUUAUUGUAAUUGUGAAGCAAAAUCGUAAAUAUUAGCAAAUGAACCACUUCUACGCCCCUCGAACGUGUUGAGUUGCGAGGCAGACAAGCACCGCAGCGCAUUCAAGCCCCCCCGGUUCCAGUCCGCCGUCCAGGAGCUGCGAGGCCACCCAUAACCGCGUGCGAACUCGAGGAGAAGCGAUCGGUGCCAUGUCAGCUCAACUGGCCAGAAACUGGCCGUACAUCUGGCAACAGCUGAACGCCCUGCUGCACAACACCUCGCCGGUGAUCACCCUCAUCUGCGUGGUGACCACGUUCGGCUACCUGCUCUCCUUCUCGGAGACGGCCAUCCUGCUGCUCAGCGUCACGCCCGGAUACAUCCUGCCCAACGGCAAGUUCUGGAUAUGGACCGCAUUCACGUUCUGCUUCAUCGAGCUGCACUGGUGGGAGGUGGCCGUCGACGUGGUCACCGUGGGCCUAUGCGGCAAGAUGCUGGAGCCGCUCUGGGGUCAGCUGGAGAUGUUUAAGUUCUUCGCCCUGAGCAACUUUGGUGUCUCGCUGCUGACCACCGUCUACUACCUGUUCUACUACAUGGUCACCAAAAACCCAACCAUUCUCUUCGAGGUGCACAUCCACGGCCUGGCCGGAUACGUGGCCGGCAUCUGCGUAGCCGUGCGCCAGAUAAUGCCCGAUCACCUGAUCUUCAAGACGCGCUACGGACGUCUGACCAAUAGGAACGUUCCCCUCACUGUUCUCAUUAUGGCCAUCAUCUUGUGGGCCAUCGGCCUACUAGAUGGCACUUAUCCGGCUAUGUUUGCCUCCGGAUCGCUGGUUUCAUGGAUCUAUCUUCGCUUUUACCAACACCAUCCCAAUGGGCGUGGCGACAGCUCGGAGAGCUUCACGUUCGUCAGCUUCUUCCCAAACGUAUCGCAGCCGUUUAUCAGCGUAAUGGUUAAUCCCAUUUACAACUGCUGUUUGCGGGCGGGCGUGGUCAAGACGCCCACGCCGCUGCGGACGAUAUCUACGGCCAGCCUGACGUCGGUAUCGGUGCAAAUGCCGGGAGUGGAUCCGCAUGACAUUGAAAGAAGGCGACAAAUUGCCCUAAAGGCGCUAAGUGAGCGGCUCAAGGCCACGGACUCCAGCCGCCAUGCCCAGCUGCCCAAGUCGUUCCCGCAGCAGCAGCAGUUGCAACAUCAUCACCAGCAUGCGCCGCACCAGCAGCAAAAGCAUCACAGUCACGGUGGGGGGCACAGUCACAGCCAUGGAGCGGGUCAUAGUCAUAGUCAUGGGGCGGGACACAGUCAUGGUCCCGGUCCCGCUCAAAUGCCGCAGCCCGACUUCCUAAAGCCCACCGGCAGCUCUAGCCAGCUGCCCAUCACAACGUCGCGGGCGGAGCCGCGCAUGAUCAGCACCAUGAGCCAGAUACCAAUACCAAUGCCAGCGCCACCACCCAAGGAAGGGAAUAUUCCGGGUCAAGGUGCUGAAUUCACAACCGGAGGCGAUGCGACACUUAUCAACCUGGACGAUGUACCAACUACGUCUUCGAUGGCCUAGACAGUGAUUCUAUGCAAACAUUAAUGAAUUUUUGAUAUUUAAACGAAUGAUCUAAUGAUUUACGCCCAUGUUUUGUAUGAUUCUGCAUCAAGUAUGUACGUACCCCAUCAGUGUUCCCAUUUUGUAAUUACCAUUCGUGUGUUUCGUCGUAGUGUCCUGUAGACUUACGCUUGCUUGCUGCGCACACCGCCGGCCAUGCUACUAGGAUCAGUGAAGUGAAGUAAUAUGAGAUCAGCAUAAACAAAUACCUUCCAGGCAAUAUGAGAAUACUAGAGCCUUUACAUAGAUGCAUACUUUCUGUUGUAGUCCUUACAUGUAAUUGAAAAUGAUGCUUUAUUUAGUUAAUAACUGUAAAUAUAUUUAAAACUCCAAAAA
Messenger RNA from Drosophila yakuba, 1946 nucleotides. RefSeq names its product transmembrane protein 115. The coding region runs from base 228 to 1571 and encodes 447 amino acids. NCBI's taxonomy places the organism in Eukaryota, Metazoa, Arthropoda, Insecta, Diptera, Drosophilidae. The transcript has 3 exons. Gene Ontology annotation, biological process: retrograde vesicle-mediated transport, Golgi to endoplasmic reticulum. The record is from RefSeq and is a predicted model, not a curated record. Gene Ontology annotation, cellular component: Golgi apparatus; membrane.